This is a messenger RNA of Juglans regia (Persian walnut), 1610 nucleotides long. RefSeq names its product TLC domain-containing protein 4-like. Gene Ontology annotation, biological process: lipid homeostasis. The record is from RefSeq and is a predicted model, not a curated record. Gene Ontology annotation, cellular component: endoplasmic reticulum; membrane. The transcript has 9 exons. Lineage: Eukaryota; Viridiplantae; Streptophyta; Magnoliopsida; Fagales; Juglandaceae. Bases 627 to 1445 code for a protein of 272 amino acids.
UCUGUCCAUUUCCCGUCUCUUCUAGUAUUCUGGCAAACGCAUAUCGCUAUUCUUCUUACAUUUCCAUUCUCCUUCGAUCCUAUCCAACGACUCUGCAGUCUGCAGCAUAUCUGAUUAUCGAGUUUUGUUUUUGUGGCCAUGCUCUUCGUUUGACUGCCUGCUUCCUAAGAACCCCUGAUCGUCGAGGAGAGAGAAGACCGACAGAAGAAGGAAGUAUUUUCUGCCUGCUGCGCGCGUCCAUUAUUGAACUGGGUGGCAACAUUCACGUGGGCUGGAGUUAAAUUCGCGCGUCUUUCACCUUUCUAUUAGUUUGGCUGUUUUCUAAUGGAUUACUGAUUCUUCUCUACGUCUGUUCUUCCCCCCCACCCUACUAUUAUUUUGUUUCAUUUUGUUCCUCAUGGAUGAAGUCCUUUGAUUCUUAUUGAAUUCCCAGAAUUGUCUUUAUAUUGGCCUUUCCUUUUCUUCUUCUUCUUAUUUUUUUUUUUUCAAUUUAUAUCUUCUUUCUGAAUAUUACAUUACAAUGGGAUUCUCUUAGUUAUCUUUGAACAUUGUUAUUCCGUUUUACAUUCAACAUAUUCACGUGUCUGGCGCAGUUUCGUAUCAGGUAGCCGUUUCAACGAAGCAAUAUGGUCGAAUUUCCUUUUACUCUGCCCCAUGAUUUUCUGUCCAGUGCCGGCCAUGUUAGUCAGACCAAAGGAUAUCACUGGGUGGCGUCCGUCGUUUCUGGCGUCGUAGUCUGCAUAACUGUUUACAAAUUAACAGGUAUUAUUAGCCUCCUAUGCUUCAAGGGAUAUGGAAAACUAAGCAAUGCGCAAAAAGUUGAAUGGAAUAACCGGGGAUUCUCGACAUUCCAUGCUCUUGUAGUGGCGUUUGUUUCUCUCUACCUCCUGUUGUUAUCAGAUACUUUCGAUGAGAACUCUCGUGGUGACUUAAUAGUUACUAGGACAUCUACCUUAUCAGAUACGUUAUUGGGGUUCUCCAUUGGCUAUUUUCUAUCAGACUUGGGAAUGAUUCUAUGGCACUUUCCAGCUCUGGGUGGUCUGGAGUAUGUUUUACACCAUGGGUUAUCCAUGUUUUCAAUCAUUCUUGCCCUCAUAAGUGGUCAAGCGCAGUUUUACAUACUAAUGGUUCUCUUCUCCGAGAGCACUACUCCUUUCGUAAAUCUGAGAUGGUAUUUGGAUAUUGCUUGUCAAAAGGACUCCAAUCUUUACAUUUAUAAUGGCGUUGCAUUGUUCCUGGGGUGGUUGGUUGCAAGGAUUCUUUUGUUCAUCUUCUUUUUUUCGCACAUGUUCAUCCAUUUUGAUCAGGUCAAGAAAGUUUUUCCCUUGGGCUUCUACAGCUUGCUUGUGGUGCCUCCAGUGUUGGCAACGAUGAACUUGUAUUGGUUUUGGAAGAUCUCCAAGGGUUUGAUUAGAACUCUUUCCAAGGCAAGACACAGUCAAUGAGCAGGCGAUUUGCCUUAAUGUGCCUACAUGAAUGUCUACUUUUUUGCUGUGUCCAAUGAUUGGAAUUAGAUGUGCUCUCUCUCUCUCUCUCUCUAUAUAUAUAUAUAUAUAUAUCCAAAUUUAGAUGUGAAUUGAAUUAGUUAAAAGAAAGAAAGGAAGCGAAUU